Dibothriocephalus latus is the source of this 678-nucleotide messenger RNA. Lineage: Eukaryota; Metazoa; Platyhelminthes; Cestoda; Diphyllobothriidea; Diphyllobothriidae. The record is from the annotation of a GenBank genome assembly.
AUGUUCUACCGAGACGGAGUUUCGGAGGGCCAAUUUCAAACGGUUUUACACGAAGAACUGCGUGCAAUUCAACGUGCCUGCCGACGCCUCAGGCAGGACUACGAGCCGGCGAUCACAUUCAUUGUUGUUCAAAAGCGGCAUCAUUUACGCUUUAAGCCGAGUGAUCCUAGGGCCCGUAAUAUAGAUCCUGGGACUGUGAUCGACAAAGAGGUGACGCACCCCAGGGAAUUUGACUUUUAUUUGUGUUCCCAAGAGGGCAUCCAGGUUGGUUCUCCCCUUCCCGUCUUUGUGCUUCCCUAUCUUGUUCGUUGUAUAUCCCGUUGUUAUCGGUGUAUUGUGGCUAUUUUAGCUGGAUUCUUGGUGAUAAUCGGCUCAGUCGAAGAGGGCGAGCAAGCAUGCGUAAUGCCGGGAACCUCCAAACCGGCUCACUAUCAUGUCCUCUAUGAUGACAGUAACUGGAACUCUGAUACCCUGCAAAGUUUUACCUAUUACCUCUGCCACGCCUACCUGCGUUGCUGUCGCAGUGUUUCGUAUCCGGCACCUACAUUUUACUCCCACCUGGCCGCUUUCCGUGCUCGUGACUGGUUGAAAGAAUGUCAGCGACCUGGAGAACUCUUUGUGGGCGAAAAUAAAUUUAAAGUCAACAGCACCCAGGAAAACUGCAUGUUCUUCUUGUAA